AGGGUCGGAGGGAUUAGAGUUCCCCCCCCCUCCCCCACGGAGCUCCCUGGCAGGAACAAUCCGUAGGAGGAAAAAUGUGACCAGGCGCAGAACGGUCUGUGGCAACUUUACUCCGCGUUGCACUUUCGGCACUGCCGCCCCAGGCGGGAUGCGCUGCCCCGGCGCGGGCUAGGCUAGCGCUGUGCUGCCCGCCGGCGGAGCCUCGCUGGCCAUGCCGGGGCUGGGCGGACUGUUACCGCUGUUACCUGGAAACCGGCCGCGAGGCGAGGCUGGCAGAGCGGCACACGGCGCCUGGCGCGCAGGACCCGGCCAGUGGCAACCCCCCUCCGCCCGUCGGGCCGGUUAGCUGGACGCAAGCCGCCCCGAUUGCCAGCCUCUCGGGGGAGGGGCGCCCCCCCGCCAGCAGACCUGGGUGAAUGAAGCCCCGGGGCCCCGCCUCCUCUGCCUUAUAGCUCGGCGGCUGGCCCCUUCGGCCCACUGAGCCGGAGCUCGCCGCCAUGGGCUGGGGCAGCGCGGGCGCGGCUGGGCUGCUGCGGCUCCGCUCCCGCGCCAAGCCCGCGGCAUGACGCCCCCCCAGCUCUGUGUGUGGGGCGGCUUCAACCGCACCGCUCCCAGCAUGUGGGGCGGCGCCAGCGCCUCGCCGGAAGCCCCCAACGGCACGGCGAGCCCCGCGGAGGGAUGCGGCUCGGUCUCGGUGGCGUUCCCCUUGAGCAUGAUGCUGACGGGCACGGUGGGCAAUGCCCUGGCCAUGCUGCUGGUGUACCGCACCUGCCAGAAGAAGGAGAACACGCGGAAGAAGUCCUUCCUGCUGUGCAUCGGCUCCCUGGCGCUGACCGACCUCAUCGGCCAGCUCCUCACCAGCCCCGUGGUCAUCGCCGUGUAUCUGGCCAGCAGGAGCUGGCAGGAGUUGGACCCCUCGGGCAACCUGUGCGCCUUCUUUGGGUUCUGCAUGACGGUCUUCGGCCUCUGCCCCCUCUUCAUCGCCAGUGCCAUGGCUGUAGAAAGGACCCUGGCCAUCCGAGCGCCUCACUGGUACGCCAGCCACAUGCGAACCAGGAUGACCAAGACUGUCUUGCUCAGCAUCUGGCUGGCAGUGUUUGCCUUUGCCCUCCUGCCCAUAGCUGGCUUAGGGCAGUACACCCUGCAGUGGCCAGGCACCUGGUGUUUUAUCAGCACAGGGGACAACCAUGAUGUGGGCAACACCUUCUUCGCUUCCGCCUUUGCCUUUCUGGGACUUUGCUCUCUGAUCGUCACCAUGGCAUGUAACUUGGCCACGAUCAAAGCUUUAGUGGCUCGGUGCAGGACCAAACCCUCAGCAUCUCAGUCCAGCAAGCAGUGGGGGAGAAUCACCAUGGAAACACUGGUCCAGCUGUUGGGGAUCAUGUGUGUUCUCUUUGCUUGUUGGUCACCACUGUUGAUUAUGAUGUUGAAAAUGAUCUUCAGUCACAAGUCGGUUGAACACUGCAAGCCAUCUGACAACACAGUUCAAAGCAUAGAACUGCAGAAAGAAUGCAAUUUCUUCUUGACGGCUGUCCGCUUGGCCUCUCUAAACCAGAUCUUGGACCCCUGGGUUUAUCUGCUAUUAAGAAAAAUUCUCCUCCGAAAGUUUUGUCAGGUAGCAAAUGCCAUCUCCAGUUGUUCUAAUAAUGGAUUGAAAGGGCGACCUAUCACGUUAACAGAUGAAAUCAGACAGACAGCAGCAUGAAAGAAUAUUGAUACACCUUGCAUGCAAAUUACUUUUGACAAGUAGUCUUAAGCCUUACUGUGAAUUUGGGCAUCUGUGGCAUGCCGGUGUCUCCACAUAACCAACUGCAGUAUAGUAGUACUUUUGAAUGGACAUAGAAUGCCAGAUAAUUAUGUAUCCGAUUUGCCAACAAUACAUAAAUAUAAACAAAGGAGUAUGGCCUAUUAUUAACAGUUACCUAAAAUUCUGGUCUCUUUAUGAUCCAUAGCUAAAACCAUUCAAGCUAAAGAAUGACUUUUUUUUCUGCUGUACACAUCAUGUUUUCUGGGGAUUUUUCUUUCUUUGAAGGAGAAGAAUCAAUAAUUUUUAUGUCAGGUAACAUUUGAGACACAGAUUCAACAGCUUAAGUUAUUGAAAAGACUCAUUAUUGCACUUAAUUUUGACUCUAAGCUUAUCUGCUAGAUCCAGAUAUUAUUCCUACCUCCUUUUUUGGGGAAAAUGCAAGAGACUUGAGGAAAAAAAUAAUAGGAGUCCUUUCCUUUCUUUAGAUUUCAGUGAUUUGUUAGAAGAAUUGCCAAUGUCAUUGUGUAUAAUAAUGGUGUUCUCUUUCAAGUGCUGAAAGGCAGCAGGAGUUUUAUGUGCUACAUGGGCUUACCAUGGUAAUUACUGAUUUUUAGUGAAUGCAAGAAUAAACUUACCUGCCGCAAAGGAGAGGGGGCUUUGAGGAACAGCAGAAAGGUACAAUCUACCUUAUUAAAAAAAAAAAAAUAAACUUUGCACUUUUUUUUACAAGUAAUACCUAUGAAACACCCAGGUUAGUGAAGCAUUGUUUCACACUAUGGUGAUGUAGUCUACCUUAGCUAUUCACAGUAGAUAUCCCUUUCACAUAGCAAAAAAUUCACCCAAUACCUUCAAAGAGCAGCUUUAUUUGUGAAGGUCAUGAUUCUGGGAAGAGAAAGACCUUUCAGCUACCCUCUGGUGGUGGGCACACCACAUACACAGCACCACUUUUUUACUUAAGCACCCUAAGGGUGGGUCACUCACAAUAUGAAAUAUCAGCCAAGAAACAAUAGAUUUUUCCUAAAAGCCAGCUUUGAGAAACAUGACAGCCUUGGGAUUUUUUUUUUCUUUUUUUAAAUCAAGCCCCAUUGUCAGCAGAGAUUUCAGUUGGAGGAUCUCAUUACUCAGAUCUUUCCUUGAGUAAUUUUCAGGUUGGAUUAUAAGCACUCACAUUUCUGCCGUAUUGUUUGAACAUCUUUUACUAACUCCCUUGUUUUCCUCCAGUUUUUCAUGGGCCCAUAACCUCUAACCUGUCCCAUUUAAUGGCCUUCUUUCUGGAUUAGAUCUCUAUGAAAUUGUUUGCAAGAAUAUACAUGCCAAAUUCUGGUCUGUUACACACAAAUGCAAGCUUGCUGAGAUUAGUGGAGAUACAUUUUCUUAGACCAUAUCUAAAUUCAGCCAUGGAAUUUCUAUCGGAGUUAAAGGAGGUUUGUACAUGGGAUUGGUACAAUAACUGUAUUUAUAUGUUAGAGUAUGAAAAACCAUUGGGCAGAUAAGGCCUUUAAAAUGGCAUAAUUGUACUUAAUAGCAAUGCAUAAUCGAAUGGAAAAAGUAGCUCUCAAGUUCAAACAUAAUUUUUGAUAUCACACUAGUCUGAUUUGGUAAUGGGCAAUAUUAGAAAUGUGCUACUGUAAAUACUCUUGUAGGUACACAUUGAAAUAGCAUGAAAUAUGAAAAUCCGAGGUGGCAGCCAGAAAGCAUUUGGCUAAUCACUUUUUAUGUCCUUGUGUCUAAUCAUCACCAUAAUGACAGACAAGAAAAAAAAGUAACUGGAGUUAGAUUGGCAGUUAACAUUGUAUAUCAAAGCCUCAGAGGUGAUUAUUUUUAAUGUGACAUCAGGACUCUGACAUCUCAAUGAUAAGUCAAGAAAUAGUGUAAAUUAUACUGAGGUACUUUGACAUUUUGUAAUCCACUGGUUUUACUUUAAAUCUACUUGCCUUCUUGUUCAGUUUCAUAGUGACACAAAAUAAACAUGCUUAUUCGGCCCAUAUCUGUCUGAAUAAAGAAGAAAUCAAGAACCUCAUCCAAAGCCCAUUGAAGCCAAUCAGUCACUAAGGGGUAGGGUUACACUGCAAAAAGAGAUGUGCUAUUAACUCGGGUUAAAUUAGCAGUGAACACAAGACAACUCAUCUUUUAACUCAGGUUAGCCAGUCGAGUUAAAGCCGAUAGGGGAGCUUGAGAUACUGCUCUACACUUACCCACUGGUUCGGCGGCAAGCAAUCGAUCUUCUGGGAUCGAUUUAUCGCCUCUUGUCUAGACGCGAUAAAUCUAUCCCGGAAGUGCUCGCCAUCGACGCCGGUAAUCCUGCUCCGUGAGAAGAGUAGGCGGAGUCGACGGGGGAGCCUGCCUGCCGCGUGUGGACCCACAGUACCUUUAAGUUCGAACUAAGAUACUUCGACUUCAGCUACAUGAAUAACGUAGCUGAAGUUGCGUAUCUUAGUUCCAACUGAGGGCUUAGUGUGGACCAGCCCAAAGAAAGGGAAAUGCCUUGUUAACAUUUAAAAAGGCUUUCAGCUACUAAAAUAUCAUUUAGAAAAACUCCUAUAUAGUUCCUAAAUCCUCAUCACAUACACCUGUAGGAAGUACAACUCCAUCAAACUUUUUAUGGCCUUCUGUAGCUAACUCUGAUUUUCUUGUUUUCAUUCAUGGUCUUUUAGGAACAGCUGUUCACCAGCUUAUGUAUCUCUAAAGCUAGAUAGCUCCUCUGAAAAAUAAAACAACUCCUGAAUAUGUAACAGAUGUGCAAAAUCCGCCAAAUGAGACUAAUUAACCCAAGAUCUAUGAUGUGCCCUGGUAACAGGCCAGAGGACACAUCUAACAGCAGUCUAAGUGAGGAAGGCAGCAUGUUUUGACAUCAAAAGUAUUUUUUUCCAGUUAGCAAGUCUCCCUUCUGGUUUGCAUGCUUUUUGUCUGGGUAUUUCUAUCUUAGCCCAUUUCUGUGAUGUCCCUCUUGCAAAAGUUAUGUAUUAUAUUCCUAUUAAUGUGCCUAUCAUUAAAAAGAAGGCUGAGUCAGGAAUAGUUAUAUAAAUAGAUGGUUUACAAAUGAAUGCUGCUCUUAGGACACUACUUAGACUAAUGUGAUCCAAUAAGAACACUGUCUUAAUAAUUUAGUGUCAAAGCUAAGAUGGAACCAAAGACACACCUUUUAAAAGCAGAGCCAUUAUUCUUCAAGGCAUAUUAGGAUAGUCAGUUAUGCACAUCCAUACAAUAUGUCUUAGAAGACAUAGAGCUUAAUUCUGCUUGGACAUGCACAGCUCAGUAGGUUUGCAAUAGUGCAAAAAAGAGUGGAAUUUGGCUGAUAUUCUGAAAAUCUGAAACAUACCCUUCAGCUACAAGAGCUUUACACCAGUGUAAUUGAGAUCAGAAUUUGGCAUUCAGUGCCUUCUAGGUAAUAGAACAGAAUACAAUAAACUAGAACUACAAUGUCCUGGCCGACAUUUGGAAUCUGAAUAAAACAAGAUCUACUGUCCAACACUCUAUAGGAGAUAAUGUUGAGUACAAUGACCAUAUGUGCCUACACAGCAUCUGCCCUACGAGUGUCUAGAGCUCAUUACUGGUAAGCGCUUUGGGAAAUAGUGAGAAAGAUACUGUAUAAAACCAAAUUAUCCCUUACUCUCUUUGAAAAAAGUGCCAGGUGCCAUUUCAUGCCAAAAGACUGUUAUGUUAAAAGCCUGUUUUUCUGUUCAAGAGAUUAGCCUCAUUCAGUUUAUGCACAUCCGCUGUUUUUCAGAAAUCUGUCCCUUGUAAAGUGUGUCAGAGUGACCUCAGUUAUUUGAGUGAAUUGUGCUCUGCCGGACUUUUCUGUCAAUCAAUAGCUGAACAGCAGCAUGGUACAAUAGGAUCCAAUUUUCUCUACGUAUAGUGUAGCAAGGGUGCAAAAAGUCUAUGAGACUGAGUAAUUUUUGUCCUAAUAUCACCACUGGGAAAACAUUAGUUUUUCAUCUAGACUAACAAUGAAAUACGCAAUGGCAAUAUAAGAACUGCUGAAAUGUAAAGAUAGUUUAAACUAAUUGUUGAAGGGAACCAGAUAUGGGCAUUAUAAUGCUCAAAAUAAUCUCAUGGGUUUGCACUCCUGUUAUUAAAACAGUUCCUUCAUUUUUUUUUAAUUUAGAGAAAAGGGGGAUUAAAUCUGUCUUUGGGUGCAGUAAUAUGAAGAAGAGCAUUUUAUAAAACAAGAAAGUAUGAGAAAUUAUUUGCAUCUUAGUUGUUUAUACCAAAAGAAUUUAAGCACUAUUUGCCAGGCAUGGCCGAUAUGACAUGACUGGCAACUGAAGCACUUUCUUAAAUGAAUUCAAAGAUCUUUAUCAGAAGUGUAAUUAUUUGUUUUGUUUUCCCAUUUAUCUGGUUCUGUGGGGAAGAUAUUUUUGCUGUAUCUUUUUGCAGAUGCCUUCUAUGUUAUUCUAAAUGUAUGUAAAUUUCACUACAGUAGUAUUUCAAAGAUCCAUUUUGAUAAAAUGAUGUACUUCUGUCAGAGACAUUGUAGAAACUGUGGUGUAUGGUGGAAUUCUUUUGAUAUAAUUUUGUUGGCAUUCAAAACACAGCCUGUUGGUGUAUUGAAUGUGUAUGUGUUGUAUUUGUCAAUGCAAAAUAAACAUUUAAAAGUU
Malaclemys terrapin pileata is the source of this 6348-nucleotide messenger RNA. RefSeq names its product prostaglandin E receptor 3 (gene PTGER3). The transcript has 2 exons. Lineage: Eukaryota; Metazoa; Chordata; Testudines; Emydidae. Gene Ontology annotation, biological process: negative regulation of gastric acid secretion; phospholipase C-activating G protein-coupled receptor signaling pathway; inflammatory response. The coding region runs from base 563 to 1705 and encodes 380 amino acids. Gene Ontology annotation, cellular component: plasma membrane. Gene Ontology annotation, molecular function: prostaglandin E receptor activity. The record is from RefSeq and is a predicted model, not a curated record.